This is a messenger RNA of Salvia splendens (bonfire salvia), 677 nucleotides long. RefSeq names its product 18.1 kDa class I heat shock protein. The transcript has a single exon. Bases 31 to 459 code for a protein of 142 amino acids. The record is from RefSeq and is a predicted model, not a curated record. NCBI's taxonomy places the organism in Eukaryota, Viridiplantae, Streptophyta, Magnoliopsida, Lamiales, Lamiaceae.
CAGAAUACGCUUAGAAGUAAAACAAAAAACAUGUCCGGGUUCCUGCUGCGAUCACAUGAUCUCGGUCCGCCUAUGGACUGGAAGGAGACCUCUGAAGCCCACAUCUUCAAGUUCGAUCUUCCCAGCCUCACGAAGGAAGAUGUAAAGCUCCAAGUUCACGAUGAUAGAGUGCUGCAUGUCAGCGCUGCAGCUGCUGUCAGUGGGGAUGAUCUAGACAAACAGUGUAAAUGGCACUGUAGAGAGCGUCUCGAUAACAGGAGCUUUUGCUGGGAAUUUAGGUUGCCUGAAAAUGCUAAUGUGGAUGAGAUAAAAGCGUCGAUGAGCAAUGGUGUGUUGGUGGUGGAGGUGUCUAAAGAUCUCACCAAGAAGAAGAAGCGUGCAACUAAGUAUGCAGUUGAAAUUGGAGAGAAUUCCGUUGCUCCCAAAGGGCUCUCCCGCUUUGUCUGCUGCAAAGCUUAAUUGCUCUUUUGGAAAAUCGAUUGUCUGAUUUAUGUUUCAUUGUAUCUAAUGUAAAUCAAUCGACUGAUUUAUGUUUCAAUAUGGUGUAAAAUUGUUUGGCCUCUUUUUUCCUUUUUUUGAGUGAAGUUUUAUACUACAAUUGUAUGUGAUUGAGAAUUAAGCCUAGCUAUGAAGCAGUGUGACAUUAAAAUUGCAAUAAAAAAACGUAUGUUUGCAAG